Penicillium subrubescens is the source of this 552-nucleotide messenger RNA. RefSeq lists its product as uncharacterized. The record is from RefSeq and is a predicted model, not a curated record. Bases 1 to 552 code for a protein of 183 amino acids. NCBI's taxonomy places the organism in Eukaryota, Fungi, Ascomycota, Eurotiomycetes, Eurotiales, Aspergillaceae. The transcript has 4 exons.
AUGAAAUUCCUGUCUACAUUCAUUGCGAUCCUUCUCGCGGCGACUUCGGCAGUUUAUGCCAGAGCCCCGGCCUGCCCGCCCAGCGUGUCCAACCCGAUCCGGAGCUCUGCGUCGAUACCUGUGAGUGCGAACCGGGUUAUUUACUCAAAUCGGCGACCAGUAGUUGCGUUGAACCUUCAGAGUGCUGAUUUUGCAACUGGAAAGAUUGGCGCUGUUUUGGGGCUUACCGCCGGGAGGACCGUCGAGGUGGUUGUGGAGGACGUGGCCGAGGCGGGGGAGAUUUCCAGGAGCUCCUCUUUCACCCUUCUGAUCGUGGGAGACGAGGUGGUUUCCGUGGUGACUGCCGCGGUGGCCACAGAGGUGGCCGUCGUGGUUGUGACUAUCGCGACUUUGGGGACUUCCGGGGUCGCAGGCGAGAUGUUGGCCAUCCGGGCCCCUGAGUUAUUCUAUGAAUACAGGGACGCUGCCGUGCGCUCCCAGGCACGCAUAAGCUCCUGGAACGCAAUCCUAAGUCUCCAUGAACAGAUACAUUGCUCCGUGAACUUUGGCUAG